Molecule: messenger RNA, 1527 nt
Organism: Pestalotiopsis fici W106-1
Lineage: Eukaryota; Fungi; Ascomycota; Sordariomycetes; Amphisphaeriales; Sporocadaceae
Exons: 1
Coding region: 1-1527 (508 amino acids)
Cellular component (GO): mitochondrion
Molecular function (GO): metalloaminopeptidase activity; manganese ion binding
Source: RefSeq, a predicted model, not a curated record
AUGAAGUUGCGCAGAGUUUCGUUACCAUUACGGCAACUGCAACAGCAAAACAGACGAUAUGCCUCCAGUCAACGGGCAAGCGCAUUAGAUUGUCGGCCUAGCACAUUGCGUCCACAGGCACGUAGCUGCGUCUGGCCGCUCAGAAACUCGAGCACGCGAGCAAGCCGCCCGUACUCGACCACCGUUUCUGCCUCGGCCUUGCUCUUUGGCCAGCCUGUCCACGAAACGCAUCCACAUCUCCUCGCGCCUGGGGAGAUCACCCCGGGAAUCACAGCACAAGAAUACCACGACCGACGCUCCAAACUCCUCGCCGCCUUGCCUGCAGGGUCGGCAGUCCUCUUGCCCUCCGCUCAGGUCCAAUACCGAUCGGGUGCAGUCUUUCACGCCUUCCGCCAAGAAAGCAACUUCCUUUACCUUACUGGCUUUAGUGAGCCCGAGUCACUGACACUGAUCGUGAAGACGGGUCCGGGCGAAGGCGAUUUUAUAUUCUAUCUUUGGUGCCGGCCAAAGGAUCCCAAGCAGGAGCAGUGGAAUGGACCCUGGAGUGGUCUAGAUGCCGCAAGAGAUGUUUGGAAUGCAGAUGAAGUCGGAGACAUCGGAAGGCUGGACAAGGAGCUCGCCAUUGCGCUGAAGGGCGUACAAAAGAUUUACACCGAUGCCGAGCUGACCAAGUAUGGCGUCCCUACCAAGCUUGGAAACACCUUGCGUGCUGCGGCAUCUGGAGUUGCCACGGCACCAUUGCGACCAUGGAUCAAUGCGGAACGAGCGAUCAAGUCUCCAGCUGAGAUUGCCUGUAUGCGCCGCGCUGGCCAAGGCUCUGGGAGGGCUCUGACCAAUGCUAUGCGCAGGCAUUGGACAUCUGAAAAGGAUCUCGGCGCCUUCCUAGACUACGAAUACCAUAAAAAUGGCCUCGACGGAUCCGCUUACAUUCCCGUCAUUGCAGGAGGACAAAAGGCGCUGCUCAUUCACUAUGUUCUCAACAAUGGACUACUGAAAGACGAUGAGUUCGUCCUCGUCGAUGCUGGCGGCGAGUAUGGCACAUACAUCACAGACAUUACUCGAACAUGGCCCGUGUCGGGCAAAUUUACACAAGCACAACGAGACCUUUAUGAAGCCGUGCUCACAGCACAACGUUUUAGCAUCAGCAUGUGUCGAGUCAACGCCAACGUCACACUGGACAAGCUCCACAGUAUUACAGAAACGGCACUACGGAACGAGUUGCAAAAGCUAGGCUUUGAACUUGGCGGCAAUGCCAUGAACAUUUUGUUCCCACACCACGUUGGACACUACAUUGGUCUUGACGUUCAUGAUGUGCCCGGAUACUCCCGUGGCAUCACUUUACAGGAAGGGCAUUGCAUCACGAUCGAACCUGGAGUCUACGUGCCCGAUGAUGACAGGUGGCCUAAAGCAUUCCGUGGACUAGGCAUCAGAAUCGAAGACAGUGUUGCAGUCGGGGAGGAGAAUCCUCUUAUACUGACUACAGAAGCUGUGAAAGAAGUUGUUGAUAUCGAGGCCUUAAGAGACUAA